GCUCAAAAUUUUUGUAGAUUUAAAAUUAUUUUUACCGUUAUUUUAGUAAUUAUAAUUCAAAGAUCCAGUCAGAUCCAGUAGACAUACAAAUGGACAAAGUGAGGAUAAAAGCAGCUUUACAGCAUGAUAAUGAUGCAUAGAAAAUAAACAAUUCGUUAAGUCAGUCAUUAAUCAGUAAUUUCACACAGAAAUUUUAUUUCCUCCUUUAAAAUGAGUUAUGUUAAGUAUCUAUUCGUGUUAAUUAUAUUUGCAUUCAUUAUUUCAUCGGGCAUUCAUAUAUUCUCCAAGGGAUUUUUAUUGACACGAGACUCAAGAACCGAGAAAAGACAGUGUGAUAAGUUUUACGUUAAAUUAGAUGAGAAUUACUGCAUAAGCGAUAGCGAUAAUAAGAAAGCAUGUAGCAAUCAAAAUGUCUUUGAAAUCGUUAGCAAUAUCAGUUCUAGUGCUGAAAAUUUAUGUUUUGAGAAGAAAAGUAAGGUCAUCAUUGUACUGAUUGAUGCUUUAAAGUUUGAGUUUGGUGUCUUCAAUGAAAAACUUAAUGAUCCACUUCCUUAUCAAAAUAAACUGCCAAUUAUACAUGAGCUGCUCAAAAAACAUCCAGACAACAGUAGAUUUAUGAAAUUUAUAGCUGAUCCACCGACAACGACCUUACAAAGACUGAAAGGAAUCACAACUGGAAGUUUACCGACAUUUAUAGACAUGGGAUCUAAUUUUGCGACUCCAGAGAUCAAUGAGGACAAUAUAAUUGAUCAAAUGGUUGCAAACAAUCUUACAGUUGUCUUUGCUGGCGAUAAUACAUGGACAGAGCUAUUUCCAAAGAGAUUUAAGAGAUCAUACGCUUAUCCUAGCUUUAACAUACAUGAUUUAGAUAGUGUAGAUAAUGCAAUUAUGAAAAUUUUACCAACAGAACUAAAGAAACCAGACUGGGACGUGAUUAUAACUCAUUUUCUAGGCGUUGACCAUUGUGGACAUAAACAUGGAGCAUUACAUCAUGAAAUGAGCAGGAAGUUGACGGAAAUGAAUGAUAUGAUAAAAAUGCUGGCUGAAAGUAUCGACGAAGACACGACAUUGUUCGUUUUUGGAGAUCACGGAAUGACAUUGCCUUCUGGUGAUCAUGGAGGAGCUACUUCCGAUGAAACUGACGCACUUUUAUUUGCUUAUUCUAAGAAGAAGUUUGUAGAUGGACAUUUAGGACAUGACGAUGAUUUUAUGCAGCAGAUUGACUUAACACCAACUUUAUCGACAAUUUUAGGAAUUCCAAUUCCGUUUUCAAACCUUGGAACUAUUAAUUUUAAGCUUCUACCUGAUGUAAGUUACAAGGGAAUCAAAAGACACGAAUUAUUGUCUAUGCAUCUAUGGCACAAUGCUAAGCAAAUUAAGAAUUACUUUUCAACAUACUCGGACGAGCACAAAGAUAUAUUUGCACAUGAAGAUUUAGACAGGAUCAACACAAAAUUUGAGAUUUUUGAGUUAAGAAUCAGCACAAUUUUUAAUGAGGAAGCAUUUAAGAGCGUAUCAAAAGACUUAAGAUUGACACUGGAUUCAAUGUUGGAACUUUGUAGAAAUAUUUGGAUAAAUUUCAAUCCACAGCUGAUGGUUCAAGGCAUGCUGCUUUCCUUCCUUGGAAUCUUCGUACUUUUCAUCAUCAUCUACAAUAUUCCAGUUUCUGAAUUCUCAAAUAUAUUCACAAAGAAGCUCCUUGUCUAUCAAGCAUGGGCCAGUGUCAUUGCUGUUAAUAUUGGAUAUGUCAUGCACGAGAACUUUGGAUGGGAUAAUAAAAUAAUUGCGGCUUUAUUCCUCGGAAGUAUCUGUCAUGUUCUAUUCUUUGGAUACAUCAUCAUCAAAAAUUGGACAACAAUAGUGGAAUCGAUGAUGUCAGCAGAUAAAUUUAUCAACUUGAUGUCCCGAAUGAGUUUUGCAUUUUCCAUCGCUGUAUUCUUUUCAAAUAGUUUCAUUGUUCAGGAACAAUACAUUCUGUGCUUCUUACUCAUCGUUCAAAUCAUCCAUGCCUUACAUGAGUAUCGAAAAGCAGCAAGCUUUGUGGAUAUGAAGAAGCUUAAAAUAACUGGACUUUUCCAAACAACGUCAUCAAAAGUUGUUAUUGUUGCUAUUAUCACAAUUGGAUUGUUAAGAAUGUCCCAAAUGUUCUUUAAAUGCCGUGAAGAGCAAGGAAAUUGUUGGGACUUUUUAGCAAACACAGAAAAUGUCGCUAAAGUCAAGGAUGGUAAUAUGAAAGUCUUUCCUGUAAUUAUUUUAGCAAUUUUCGUGACUAUUGUUCGAGCAUUCCUUAAAGCUAAUGGAAACCUAACUGGAUAUUCACCACAUGUAAUUUUAAUGAAAUUUGGUCCAACGGUGUCAGUUGUUGCUGCUUGUGGCUAUUUAGUUCUAUCACAAAAGCAAAUGACACGUCCAAUUGCAUCCUUUGUGCAUUUAGAUACAUUAGCAUGGAUUGUCUAUGGCAUGUUUAUUAUAGAAUUAAUUAUUUUUGUCAUAAGUCCAUUGCUAGUUUACAUCCUUCCACGUAGAGAUGGUAGUUUUAGCCUGUCAGAUGCCAGUAAUGCAAUACCGGAACUUUAUAGACAUAUGAAGCAAGUCAUCAAUGAUCAAACCGCAAAUAAGUCACAAACGCCUGUUGUUUAUGGACUUGCCACAGUCUAUUCAUCGGUAUUUUUAGCAUUCGGGACUGUUUUGAGUAUUGUUCUUGCCCUUCUGUUAGGAAUUGAUGUCUGCAAUGGAUUUGUAAUCAUUUUAUUUGUUGGAUCUGGAAUUCUAUUCAUAUUCUCAAUUCUACGUUAUGAAAGUUCAUCAAGCAUAGAGGAAUGCUUUCAUCCAAGCUUCUCGCUGAUUGUGACUUGGUACUUGCUGUACUCUUAUGGAUUUUAUAGUACAUCACAUCAACCGACCAUUUCUCAAAUUGACUGGAAUGCUGCAUUUGUUGGACGAACGGCUAAUUUUGAUCAUUCAAAUAUUUUAUCAGCAAUUCUAGUUCUACUCAGUACAUUCAACUCAAAUGUUGUGUUAUUGAUCCUGUAUCCAUUGUUGGUUAUAGGACCAUUCAUGAUUUAUGCACUGUGGCCGAACAUGCCAAUCAAGAGUGACAAGAAGGCUAAAGAAGACACGGCAUUGAAUUAUAGGAAAAUCUCAUUGAACGACGAUUCCGAAAGCAACAAAGACAUGAAAAGUGUGUCGCGCGGUGAAAUUAAUUUGCAUGAAAAUGAAAACAUCUUCAUGACAUCAGUUUUCAAGGUUGGCUGUCAAUUUUUGCUACUUCAAGGCACAAAAGUAUUUGCAUCGAUGAUUGCAUGCACAAUUUUAUGCAGACAUUUAAUGGUGUGGAAAAUAUUUGCUCCUCGAUUCAUUUAUGAAGGCAUUGCUACAUACAUCUCAUUUGUAGCUAUUGUUUUGGGCUUUGUUCUUGUUAUGAGAAUUAAUAGAUCCGUAAAAUCAUUAAUUAAUAAAUUGAUUUUGUAAGACAAAUGUUUUUUAUGGACAUGAAGUUUGAAGUUUUUAUAGGAAAUCUAGUCAAAUUUAAUAAUUGAGGAUAAAUUUCAAUGAAAUAAAAUGUUGGAUGAAUUAGUAAUG
This is a messenger RNA of Chironomus riparius, 3582 nucleotides long. The record is from the annotation of a GenBank genome assembly. Lineage: Eukaryota; Metazoa; Arthropoda; Insecta; Diptera; Chironomidae.